Eupeodes corollae is the source of this 785-nucleotide messenger RNA. Its product is annotated as cytochrome b5. Lineage: Eukaryota; Metazoa; Arthropoda; Insecta; Diptera; Syrphidae. The record is from RefSeq and is a predicted model, not a curated record. The transcript has 2 exons. Gene Ontology annotation, cellular component: intracellular membrane-bounded organelle; membrane. The coding region runs from base 95 to 451 and encodes 118 amino acids. Gene Ontology annotation, molecular function: heme binding.
AGUUCACCCAUUGCCCAACAAUAAUUCAUUCACUCAAGUUGGAAUCUCGAAAGCAGAACGUGUAACGUUUUAAAAUACCUACAUUUUUAUCAUCAUGCUUGAACAAACCUACACACUAGCUCAAGUGGCCGCAAACAAUGGCAGUGAGGGAAGUCGUGUUUGGAUUAUCAUCAAAGGAGUCGUAUACGAUGUAACCGACUUUAUUGACAAACAUCCCGGCGGUGGAGAAUUGAUAACAGAAUAUGCUGGCAAAGAUGCAACAAAAGCCUUCAACCAGGCCGGUCAUUCAUCAGAUGCUUCAGCAGAUCUCAAGAAAUACCGAAUUGGUAUUGUUGCAGAGAAAGUACCUGUCCCAGCAGAAAACCGUUACAGCAAUCAGAGUCAAAUCUCUUUGACGCCCAGUGCCAAAUCGGAGAAACGCCGAAGAAUAAAGUUCCUGUUUUGUGUUUGAAAAUAUUUUUAUUUUUAAUUUCAUUUAAUUUUCAUUUCAUAGAUUAACUUAAGAGUCCUUAGUUAAUUUUCGUUUUAAGAAAUUCUUAGUUUUAUGUACAUUUCCAAUGAGACGGCGCGACGCACGACGUUGACGUUCUUAUAUAUUUCCUUUAUAUUUAACUUUUUUUAAUGAAUAAACAAAAAAAACUAUUUAAUAUUAAUAUUAUUAAAAAAAAAACUAAAAAAAUGUUUACAUUUUUAUUUUUGCUCGUUUGGUUUUAAAAAAAAUCGGAUAUUUCGUUAGGCAAAAUAUCCCUACUCUGAAAAAUAAAAACGAGAACUAUUUUAGAACA